AACGGAGAGUGCCGGGCGCAGGCUGGGCCUAGCAGCGCGCCGCAUCCUGUGAUGCUUCUGGCGGGUGGGGCGGGACGGAGAGGGCCCAGGACACUCCGAUGCCGCCGCGAAAGGGCUUCGUCUGCGCCCUGGAACUCCACAUCCGCACGGUAACAUGCCCAGGUGUUACACUGAAAGCCAAAGAUGAUGUCUACAUCAGCGCCUCCAUUUUUGGACAACAUAAGAAGACUUCAUGUGUCCGUGCAGUAUUUCCCCUUAUAUUUGAUGAGAAACUGAUAUUCGAAAAGGUAUAUACCAAUGUAGUAGAUCCAGCAGGUCUUGUUGCACAUUUGGAAUUUGACACAGCGGUGCUUGAAUUAAUACAGAUUGUUCCUCCAGUGGGAGAAAUUGUAGCUGCCUAUGAAGAAAAUACAAGAGAUUUCCUUUUCCCUGCUCCUAAGCGUAAUCGUGGCCAGCAAGGUUUCGUUCGUGAGGUUUUAAUGAGGAAGACCUGCAGUUUCACAGGAAUUGCACCAAAAUUGAAGUUUUACACGACUUGUCUUAUUUCUGAAAACCUGUUAAAUUCAGAAAAAGUUCAAAAGCAGGAUAACUCAGAUUGCCAGCAUCAUGCAUCAACAGAUGGAACGUUGCAAACAAGGUCGCCAAAGAAGAACACUACUUCACCUGAGAAAAUCAGGAACGUCUCAGCAACAAAGAGCUAUGAACAACCAACAAUAGCCUCUCUUUCUCGUUCUCCAUCUCCUUACACAAAGAGGCGAAUGUGUGAGCUUCUGCAAGUCAGUCAACGGCUGGCCCACUUAGACCUAGGGCCUUUUGAUUUUAAAAAAGAAUCAGAUAGACCCCCGUUUGUAAUUCGACAUGUGGAACAACCGAGUCCCUCACCUGAUGUUCAUACUUGGUGUCGUUCCAGGGAGCAUAUAAAAGAUGAAACUACCUGUGAUCCUACACUUCUUGGCAGUUACAGACCAAAGAAUGUUAAAAUUAUGGGGUCACUUCAAGAGAAAGACUUUCAUGGUUUUUCUGACAACUAUGAUGAGCACUUGAUGUCAAGCAUAGUGGCCAGACAGCUUCAUCCAGCUCGGUUGCUAACGCAUUCAGCACCCCCAUCAUUGCAGAAAUAUUCUUCAACUCCUGUUUUGAAUCGCUCAUCUCUUAGAGAAAGGACUGUUUGAAUCAGUGUAUAGACCAUGUUCAUGCCAGGUGAGAUUGUAAAAAUAAAUAUUCUUUUCAUUUUCUUCCUCUUGUUAAUCUCCUUCCUAGCAUUUGUCCUACAAAUUCGCAAGGUCCACUUGUUUGCUUCUUGUUUUCCACUUGUUCCUGUUGGUCGCAUUUCUCAUUGUGAGUCUUUCUUCAAACAGUCGAGCUAAUGCGUUUUAGGUCUGCUGCGUGGCCUGGCACCUGCAACUUCCAUAUUCAGCGCAGGCUUAGCCACUGAACCCUCAUCACUACAUUAUACAUGUCCAAACCAUCUCAAAUGGGAUUCCUUCAUCUUCUUGGCAAUUGGAACAAUUCCAGAGAAGGAGUGCACUGUCCUUCAGGGUAACACUUAUUGACCACCUGAGCAUCCACAUUCCCAUAGAGUGCAGAGUUUGCUAGAUAGCCUUAGUGGUCAGCCAGUACUCAGUGGCAUAUAGAGUGACUGGUCUCACCACAGUCCUGUCAAUUUCCAAUUUUAGGCGGAUGGGGAUCAUCUUAUCUAUUUUCCUCUUGUAAAUAUUUAUGGAAAAUAAAGCUUACAAUAUUUAUUGUUAACAGUUGAUAUUCCCUAUUUAAAGAAAAUAUCUUGUUCAUUUUGUUGAAGCAUAGUGCAUCAUCUGCAGUAAGCACAUUUCAGAUAGGAACAGAUCUCUUUGUUCCUAUAUUUGUUGUGGAAGUGUAAUUUUCGCUCUACCAGCGAACAAUGAUGCAUGGUUACUUAGUAUCUGAGUAUAUAUGUAGCCUUGGACAAAACUGUACCAAGUCUAAUAUGUGGCUUUGGACAAAACUGUAUCAAGUCUAAAAUAAAAUAAAAACAGGCGGUUUAUCUGAUAUUUUAAAAAUCACCAAGAUAUAUCUAUCUUGUACAGUCAUCUCCCACGAAAGAUAUAAAAUGGACUCCCUGGGUUAAAGAUUUCAGUCAUUCAUAUAGAGCUUGAACAUUGUGAUUUUUUUUUUUUAAAGAGAGGCCACAUAGUGAUGGAGAGAGAUGCUUACAUUUUCCUGUUAUAAUAGGAGUCUGAAUAUCUGGGGGAUUGAUUUGCCCAGCAUGAUGUGACCUUGUCUGUUCUGCAGUUGACAGGUAUCAAAAACUGUCUUAGCUGGCCUAUUGAAUAUGAAAGGUGCAACUCAUCACAAGCAGUUACUCUUGACCUCUGCUACUUGUCUGAUAUGGUUCAUCAGGACUUGAUCUUGUCUACUGUAGGUCAGAACAAUAGAUUUCCAAAGUGUUUUUGCGAAUGUCGGCUAUUGUAAUGCUCAUCACAUCUUUCUUUGUAUGUCAGAUGCUCUAACCUACUUCCUUUCAUAUUCAGAAUACUGUGAAAUAUUUGUCAAAACAGUUUGAAAUGAUCUUACUUGAAAUCACUUUGGGUCUAGCAGACUCCAUUUAUGUUUUUAGUUAUCCAAAGGGUGAUUUGUUCUCACAACCUCCCAGAAAGGAGACACUUUCUAAACCUGAAGUUUCUUCAUAUGACAGAAGCAAGUUUUUCAGGGUGAGCAGCUGAAUACUUGUUUGAAGAGAUCUAAAAAAGACAAAAGUAUUAUCUGUGUAUAGCUAAAUGGUUAACUCCUGUGCUCACUCUUUGUGUAUCUGUCAGUAUAAAAAUUCUUUCUGGGGUUAGACAACUGUGGUUUUCCCUAUGUUCCAUGUGUAUGUUUGGUUCUCUUCAACUCCUGGGCAGAUGUCAUCAGAAUUAUUGAGAAAGCAAUAUCCUCCUUUAUUCCUUCAACACUGAUCAAAAUGGCUUCUUCUUUCUACCAUCAACAACAUAAUAUUUCAGGGUCACUCAAGGGGGGGGGGUCACUGAACCCUACACAUUCUGAAGGCAGUCGCUGUCAGUGGAACUAAUAGCAGAGCUUACUCAGUAUUCUGUUUUGAGGUUAUGGAUUCGUAACCUAUACUUACAGAUCCAUAGAUGCUCUGUGUUCGCUAAUACUAUAUAUUUUACAAUAUUGGCACUAUUGCCAUAAUUGUCACCCCCCUCCCCCUGUCCUCACCUUAAGAAGCAACAGCUGGACCAAGCCAUAAAAGUCUGUUCUGCUGGCAAUUGAAGUACAGCGGCAUGAUGUUUCCACCUCCCUCCUGCCAGUGAUCUCUGGUACAAGGAAUAGUGACAGGAGUCCUGGUUCCGAUUGUCACAGCCUCACUUGCUGAUGGACAGUGUUGGAAAUGUCAGUUUGCUAUGCCCUAAUCCUAACAGGAUAGGCUGCAAUUACCUGGUGUGCUACUGGCUGCUAAGGUAGGUCUAGGGUUGGGAUGAGAGAUGUUACUCAGUUAUGCAUUUGUAACUGAAUCUCAGCCAAGGUUCUUUUUCCCCACAGUCUGGAUUCUUAUGGAGAGUGGUUGAGUGGCACAUGUGAUCUACAUGUAGGAGAAAACGUUGUACAUUGCAAUCACUAGGAAGUUUUGCCAGAAUUCACUAAGCCAGUUAUGAAUACUAACGUAAAGUAUGCAUUCAUAAAUGGUUCAUAUUCAAAAUCUCAGAAUAUUUGCUGGUUAAGGAAAUACGUAGGAACUGUGAAACUCCCCCAAUGCCCACUUACCAGACAGCAGACACUGCAAGCAACAGGACUCCAUUCUCUUGUUGGCAGGGAAGCAGUUGACUGCUGUUUUUAUUCUUGCAAAACUCAAAAAGUAGUCAGUCAAUCGACUUGACAUUUCGACACAACAUAUUUAUAUAGUAGAAUAAAAUUAAAACAACGUUGCAUUCAAAUGCAUGUGUGUAUUUAGAGUAAAACUAGCAGUCCAGGAAUAGACAAAGUGAAAUUUGUGAUGACCAAAGCAACCACUCACAGCCUAGCUUUUAUUUUACCUCAGCAAUAUAAGAAAUGAAAACUGAGCACUGAAAAUGUGACAUAAUAUUGCAUUUCAAGACACGUGUGUAUUUAGAGUAAAACUAGCAGUCCGGGAAUACAGAAAGUGGAAUCUGUAAUGCCCAAAGCAUCCAAUCACUGCACAGCUUUCCCUUUACCUCAGCAGUAAAAGAAAUAACAGCCUAUCACAGAGCUGCUAUCAUUUUAUCUCAGCAGUAUAAGAAAUGAAAGCUGAGCUAUGUUUGCUUGCUUUUGACAUACCACUCAUUCCAAUGGACAUGGCGUUUGAGUACUAACAACUUCAGUUUCCAAUACGCUUUGUAUUUGCUAUGACUAUCAAUAAAGUGCAAGGGUAAUCUUUUCAAGUGUGUGGUUUGAAUUUAGAAAACUAUAGCUUCUCUCAUGGGCACUUACACGUUGCAUUCUCCAGAGUCGGUAAACCGUCAGAUCUUUAUGUUUUUGCAGAAAACAGACAAACUAAAAAUGGAGUCAGUCCACUAGGUUUACAAUAAAAAUUGAUUUCAGUAAAAAAACCUCUUUAUUUUUCCUUACCUAUCAUUACAUAGCACAGCUUUCCUUUUACCUUGGCAGUAUAAGAAAUACCAACCAAUCACAGAGGAGCAGACAUUUCACCUCAGCAGUAUAAGAAAUGAAAGCUGAGCUAUGAUUGGUUGCUAUUGGCAUACCACUCAUUCCGACCGACAUGGCAUUCGAGUACUAACAACUGCAAUUUCCCCCUUGCAUUCGCUAUGACUAUCAAUAAAGCGCAGGGAUAAUCUUGACAAGUGUGUGGUUUGAAUUUAGAAAACUAUUGCUUCCCUCAUGGGCACUUGUACGUGGCAUUCUCCAGAGUCCUAAACUGACAGAUCUUUAUGUUUAUGCAGAAAACGGACAAACCAAAAAUGUAGUCAAUCCACUAGUUUUAUAAUAAACAUGAUUUCUGUUUUUAAAAACCCUCUUUUUCUUUCCUUUCCUAUCAUUCCACAUAGACACAGCAAUGCAAGGCAGAAUAUUGAAUUGAAUGAUGUGUUUUCUCGGUGAAUCUAUGUUUGUAACAAUACUUUUAUUUAUUACUAGCUGUGCCCUGCCACGCGUUGCUGUGGCCUAUAGUAAAACUUAUCAAAGUUGAGGUAGAUAUCUGGACUAUUAUGAAAGAGAGGUACCUACCUAUUCCUUCCCCCUUUUCCUCCCCCUUUCUUCCUUCUCUACCUCUUUCUUUCCUUCUUUCACUACUUGGUUUCAUCCUUCUCUCUUUCCUUCAUUCCCUCCCCCUUUCUUCCUUUGCCUUUCUUCCCUCCCUGUUUGCUUCCUUCUUUCACUUUUUAUUUCCUUUUAUUUCACCACCAUCAUAACAAUAACAAUAAUGCAAUGCAUUGCCUCUGGGACCUGACACCUCUCCCAUUCCCCCUAAAAGGGUCUCAUAGGAAUAAUAGCAUCAUAAUAAUAGAAAUAACAA
Anolis sagrei ordinatus is the source of this 5467-nucleotide messenger RNA. The record is from RefSeq and is a predicted model, not a curated record. NCBI's taxonomy places the organism in Eukaryota, Metazoa, Chordata, Lepidosauria, Squamata, Anolidae.